CUCCUCGAUUCCCAAUACUACCUCACUGCUGCUGUGAGCGGAGUAAUUCAGAGAGAGAGAGAGAUGAAGACUGAAGCAAAACGCUUCGCCAUCGAGAUCGAAGACGACGACGAGUUCCUUUCUCAGGUAGCGGCGGCCGAGGCCGAAGCGCUCGCCUACAAGCGCCGUCGCAUCAGCACCGUGCCCGCACAAAACGCCGCCGUUUCCUUCAGUUCCCACGCGAAUAAAAAAUUAGGAGCGGACCACGACGACGGCGGCCUCUACACCGCUGCUCUCAAGGGAAGUAAUCGAGCACUCCCUGACACUCCCCGCGGUGGAUUAUCCAGAGGGAGGGUCAAUGUCGGGGCGGGGAACGACGGCGUCUCCGCUGGUGGUGAUACGUGCUUCAAGUGCGGGAAGCCGGGGCAUUGGGCCCGCGAUUGUGAUGCCCCCAGCGGAGGAGGAGGCGGUGGUGGGUAUUAUGGUAAUUUUGGUGGCGGCGACUCUUCGAUUUCUGUUCCGGAGAAAAAUUGCCCUUGUGGGUAUGGAGCCUGCCUGGUCCUCACUGCAAAUACUGAGAAGAAUCCGGGUCGAAGGUUUUACAAAUGCCCUCUGAGACAGGAAAAUGGAGGCUGUAGUUUCUUUGAGUGGUGUGACAAUGCUGCUUCUGGGCCAAAUGCUACGGCUACUACUGGUAGCGCUACUAGAAGCCAUAGCUAUGCUGCAUCUGAUUCUUCGUUUCCAGCUCUAGAAUGUCCCUGCGGUGGCGGUGUCUGCUUAAUCUUAACUGCCAAAACAGGCAAAAAUAUCGGCAGCCAAUUCUACCGUUGUCCUGCGAAGGAGGGAAGCUCUUGUGGGUUCUUCAAGUGGUGCAAUGAGCAUACUGCGGCAGCUGCUGGUGUUCCUGGUCGUGGUGCAAAGGUGCAAUAUGGUUUGAGCGAGGCAAACAACAAGGGGUAUGUUGUAACUACUGGUUCUUCCUGCUUUAAGUGUGGAAAGGAAGGGCAUUGGGCAAGAGAUUGCCCAACAGUUCCUUCGUAUAAUGCUGCUCCAGCCGAAAUGGGAGCACGGUCUGCUUCAGGGGGCUCUUGCUAUAAGUGCGGCAAGCCAGGGCACUGGGCGCGCGACUGCCCUUCAGGUUAAGGUGCAAUGUACUUCUGAAACACCACCAUUUGCUGGAGUUUACUGUUUGUGUUGAAAGUUUGCAGGACUGGUUGUUUCUUGAUGUGAUAAUUUAAGAAAGGAUUAAUCCAAUCAUGGUAAGCCUGUGUAUAGUUUUGAGAAGUUUGUGGAACGAGUGUUUAGAAAUUGAGGACAUGUUGUUUGCCCAUCGUUUCGUUUCGCAAUUGAAAUUACUUAGUUUGAUUUCC
Pyrus x bretschneideri (Chinese white pear) is the source of this 1349-nucleotide messenger RNA. Its product is annotated as cold shock domain-containing protein 3. NCBI's taxonomy places the organism in Eukaryota, Viridiplantae, Streptophyta, Magnoliopsida, Rosales, Rosaceae. Gene Ontology annotation, molecular function: zinc ion binding; nucleic acid binding. The record is from RefSeq and is a predicted model, not a curated record.